Molecule: messenger RNA, 3621 nt
Organism: Scleropages formosus (Asian bonytongue)
Lineage: Eukaryota; Metazoa; Chordata; Actinopteri; Osteoglossiformes; Osteoglossidae
Product: interleukin-1 receptor type 1
Exons: 11
Coding region: 581-2458 (625 amino acids)
Biological process (GO): signal transduction
Molecular function (GO): interleukin-1 receptor activity
Source: RefSeq, a predicted model, not a curated record
AAAAGCAGCAGCUGUAAGUGCUUCACUGCCAGCUGCCCCUGAAGAGACAUUUCAUCAGAAUGUGUCAUAGCAGUAGCUCUCCACUCAAAAAUGGAAUUAGUGCAGUGUGAGAAAUGGACCUUCUCCCACUUGUCCUGAAAUCAUCCAGAACCUUCCAGUGACGUGUGACUCAGAAUCUCUUCCAGCACUGGGCUGGACUUGAGGGUAUUUUAAACCACGUCAUUCUUGGAGCAGUUAUUUAAGCCAUUUGGAUCCUUGUCUGUCAAAGCUUUUUUUGUACGCUGUGAUGCAGCCUUCUCCUUUCACAUACACACCUUUACAGGCAGUGUGGACAGUGCUGAUGUGCUUUACUCUGUUACUGGAUGGACAUCGGGGACAUCUUCCUAGAAAAGCCAGUGAAGUGAAGACUCUGGACCAGAUCCAGUGGGCUACUGACUGCUACUGGCUGCUGUCCUUGCUUUGUCCGUCAUGCACUUUUAACGGAGUCCAGCGCUGAGCCCUGGACUGCAGAUAAGGGUUCUGCUGUCAGCUUCAUUCAGUGGACUGAGAUGUUUGGGGACAAAGGGACUUGGGCUCAGCAAUGAAGCAGAGGUUCCUCAUUCUCCUGGUGAUCACAGCCUAUCUCUCCAGUGUUACCAUGGCAAUUGGCGAGAACUGCAUUGACCAUGGCGUGCACUUCCAGCCAGUGUUCACUGUGCCAGGCGAAGCUGCAAUGCUCAGCUGUACCCUGGACCACAACUCCCCCUACAACAUCUCCUGGUUUAAGGAGGGCACUGAGAGAGAGCUGUCCGAUAAUGAAGGGAAGAUCAUGGUUCGAGCCAAAGAGCUCUGGUUUCUGAACAGUGAUCUACAGGAUGCUGGCAACUAUGUGUGUAUCCUCAGAACUCAUGACCAGUGCUGGAGAGAAACCUUGGUUCUGAUCGUGAACAACAUCAACCCUGAAUAUUGCGGUCGACCACAAAAGACUGAGCAGGAGCUGACUGUGAUCGCCAAUGGCUACCUGUCCUGCCCUUUAUUCUCGUACAUGGAACAUGUGGACAGUUACUCCUUUCAGUGGUUCAAGGACUGUGAACCCAUCGUGCAGGGAGGCAAGUUUAAGUACGUCAGACACUUGCUCCUGAUACAACAUGUGUCUUCCAACGACAUGGGGUACUACACCUGCAGGAUGACCUUUAACCUGACUGGAACCACAGCCCACGUCUCGGAGACUAUAAGCUGUGAGAUCAUAGACCAGUGGAACCUGCUCCCCGCUGUGGUUGAACCCAUUAAUGACCUGGUAAAAGCCGAAUACGGCUCUCCCUUCACGAAGGUGUGCCGAGUGUUUGUGCCAGGCGAGGGGGAAAACAUGGUACACGUGCACUGGGCAGCAGAAGACUUCAUUUCUUGGAACUCCUCACAGCGCGUGAACCAGGUUUCCCUCAACAGAAGCAAAGUGGAAGAUGGAGAAUGGAUGGAGGUGGUGCUGCAUUUCACUGAAGUGGAGAAAGAGGACUUUUACCACACAUACCGGUGUAUGGUCUUCAAUGAAUACGGCCUCAUCACAGGCAACUUCACCUUACUGCCCUCAGAUCCAAACUACCUUCCUCAUCAGGGACUCUUCUUCUGCCUCCUCAUCCUCAUUUUCAUCACUGCCAUCGGCACUUGGCGGGUCUUCCGGGUUGACUUGGUGCUGUGCUGCAGGACUUACUGCGCACGUCUCUACAAAGACCCAGGUGUGAGACUGAGGGAUCCGCGGGGUAGUGAGGGGGUCAUCUCGUUCCAUGUCCGUCUUUCUCAUUACCUAAAGUUGUCAGCUCAGCUGCCAAGGGAAUCCUGCCCCUUCCUUACUGCACCGGCCGAUCAUUUUCCUUCUCGGGUUCUUUCUUGUUCUUCCCACUCAGCACGGGACGGGAAAGUGUACGAUGCCUACGUGGCCUACCUGAGGUCGUGCGAGGGCGAGGACUGCAGAGGUGGGGCCUGCGGGGCAGUUGAGGAGUUUGCCCUGUGUGUUCUGCCCCAGGUCAUGGAGGGAGAGUGGGGCUACAGGCUCUUCAUCCUGGGCCGUGACAGCUUCCCGGGUGAAGCCAUUGCAGAUGCGGUCCAGAGGAACAUCCAGCGGAGCCGACGGCUGCUCCUCCUGUAUUCGGCGUCAUCCUUCUCGCACCCAGACGCCACGCUACACCUGGAGCAGCAGCUGGCCACACAUGGUGCGCUGGUGGAGGGUGGCAUGCGCGUCAUUUUGGUCGAGUUGGGCGAGGCCGUUAACGACGCGCUCCUCCCCGAGUCUGUGCGCUACCUGCGCAGUAGGCAGGGGGCGCUGUGCUGGCGGGGGGCACAGAGCGAACAGGGCUGCCUGAUGCGCCUACGUUCCAACAGGUUCUGGAAGCACCUGCAGUACCACAUGCCAGCAAGGAGCUCAUGCAAGCACCCCACAGAGAAGAAUUUCUUGACCCAUGUUUAUACGCAAGUGGAGGGCUGAACUUGACCAACUGGAUAUGUGACCCUGAGGUCAUGGGUUCAAAUCCAAGAAUCUGGGAAACUGCAGAUGUACUCCUUAGAAGAAUUCCGUGAAUUAUACAACUGUACACAACUGUGAAAGUUCCCGGUUAAGAGCAUUGUCUGGGCUCCCACACGGUGCGGACGCACACCUGGGUUCGAGCCUCAUUUUUCGGAAGCAGUUUAGUCAGUCACAUAUCAGGUCACCAGGAGGCGCCCCUGAGCUCAGCCUCUUUCUGGAGUCGCUCCCAGAGAGGCACAGGGGAGUCACAGCAGCAGCAGCCGCAAAGCCAUGUGGGAGACCCACCCGAGGUCCAGCCUCACAAUUAACGCAAGACAGCAGGGUUCACAUGCUUUCUUACAGUACUUGUGUUUUUGGGGGGGAAAAGGAAGUUGCAGCUGGAGUUAAACUUUAAACUGCUAUUCACUGAUGUUUUGUUUUAAAGAAUUACAUUUAUUCUCAAUCUGUGCCUCCUCUUUUGUGCCCACUUUGUAUGGGUCUCAUAGUUUGUGUAGCUUACUAGAGACAUGGAAGGUAUAGUCCUGAAGGAAACAGCAUGAAUUUUUAAAAAAAAAAAAAUUCUGAAAAAAAUGCAUCAAAAAAGACUACUAACAGUGUGUCCCCCCACCAACCUGAGUUGAACAGGUUUGUGUAGGAGGUGUUACUGAAAUAUGUACAGGGUCUACAUGUGUAUUACUAAUUUUGUUUGUUUUUUAUUUUGUUCAAUCAUGUUUAUCGAUUAGGGAAACUGUAACACAUGUAAACGCUAACAUUAGUAUAGUAAGUGUACUGUAAAUGACACAUGACCUGGCCGUCCAGCACCAGGAACUGUGUUUGCUGUCGCACCCGUGGCCCAAAGCGAGCCUUUUCUGUGCUCCAUAUAAAAGUGAGCUGUGCUUUUUGUCUACGUUCUGUCACACUUUAAGAGCAGUAGCAGGAGAGGGGAGCAGGGAGCAUUUUACCAAUAAUAAUAAUAAUGAUAAUUUAUUACAGAUUUCGUUGGUAUUUCUACCAAAGAAGGAAAGCAAUCUGCUGGUCAGUUAUGAAACAUCCAGUGAUGUUUUUUUUUUUUAUUUUUCCUGGUUUAAACUGGGCUGUCUGCAGCACCCCAAAAUGUCCCUCAGACUCCCAGAAAGAGAGUAAAA